AUGGGAAUCGGCGACUAUCCUGCCGAAUACAACCCAAAAGUCCAUGGACCGUACGAUCCUGCUCGUUAUUAUGGCACACCCGACAAACCUUUUGGGCAACUAAAACUGGGAGAGGUCACUGAAUGGGUGGGACGUCGUAACAAAUCUCCAAAAGCAAUUGCUGGAUUAUUUUCCCGCGCAUAUUGGAGAUGGUCACAUAAAUAUGUUCAACCGAAACGUACAACAGCUGCUCCAUUGAUUCAUAUUCUUGCAGGUUCCAUGUUGUUUUUCUACGCUAUUAACUAUGGCAAAUUUGUUAAUCAUCGCAACUACAAACACCACUAA
Macrosiphum euphorbiae (potato aphid) is the source of this 324-nucleotide messenger RNA. The record is from the annotation of a GenBank genome assembly. NCBI's taxonomy places the organism in Eukaryota, Metazoa, Arthropoda, Insecta, Hemiptera, Aphididae.